AUGCCGGCAGACAGCGUAGCCGCGGGUGUUGAAGACCAGAAUGCAAGUUACCAUGAGGCCGAACCCCAACGCAAGCUACGGAAUCGGCAAUGCAGGGGAUGGAAGUGCACGCAUUGUGGCCAGGCCUUCAAGAAAAGAGAGCACAUGGUCCGGCAUAUCCGAUCUCAUACGAAGGAGAGGCCGUUUGCCUGCGACAUUUGCUCUAAAAGCUAUGGGCGCCGUGACUCCCUGAUCCGACACGCGCGAACACAUGACCGCGUGGGAAGCAGCACCAUUUUGAUCACAGGGCCGCUGAUGCCAUCGCCUACAGGUGAAGAUGCCGUACCUAGCCAUUCGUCACUCUUUCGGCGGUCUGAUAUUCAAGACGACGUGUCGUCUGCGAAUAAUCCCCCAGAUGAAUCAGCAUGCUUUACCGAUUCAAUUGGCUUGGCGGCCGAAAAUAUUCACCCGCCUAAUCAUUGGGCCGCAUCCGGGGCAGAUAUUGAGCCUACAUCUUAUCUUUCUUCUCUCCUGAACUCCUCUACACGAGCGGACACCACUUCCCUUGGUGUUGAUCAGGCCUCCAAUGUUUGGGGAAGUUGGUCAGAUAUGGAGAUGUUCGAUUUUGGAGGCAAUACUUAUGACCCGUCUUGGCUAGUUGGGAGAAGUUUUGACAUUAAUGCUCUAACUUCCUCCAUCUCGGCAACCGGUUCGCCAUGGUUAUAUGGCGAUAUUUCUACUAGUCUCACUCAAAGCCAGCUAAAUGAUCGUUUUAAUGGAGACAGCCACACGGACGAGUCAAUUGCCGACAACAACAACAACAUCCGGACCCUAGUCCGAAACCGAUGGCAUACGAGGCCAGUCAUCGAAUCGGCGCAUCCAUAUGCGCUCAAGAGACCGGAAGGUCCUGAUCGUGUAGAUGAAGCAUAUCGUGCUGGCCUUUCAAGCCGGCUUCGGCCAUGUCUUCACGAUGAUGUUCUGCCUUCUUCCGACUUCCUGAAUAUAUGUAUCAAGCUCUACUUUGCAAAAUUUCAGCCCAUAUUCCCCAUCGUUCACGCCACUUCGUUUCGACCUUCUUCAGAGAAUGCCCUUCUACUCUUAUCCAUCUGCUCUAUAGGAGCCCUCUUCGUCGGAUCAGCUGGCGCUUCUGCUCGUGGUAGGGGAAUUUUUAUGAAAUUGAACAAAGCGAUUCUAGCAUCGUGGGAAGUCUAUAUCUACCGAGGUGGGCGCGAAGCACUGGCUGUGGCACAAGCUGUUGCUCUGGGUCAAACAUUUGGAAUGCUCUCUGGUAAACCGAACGAUUUACUAUUGACUGAAAGCUUCCAUGGCACCAUCAUUGCAUGGGCCCGGCAAGCUGGGAUGUUCCAAAUUAAAGAUUCCCUGCAAGAAACCAAUCAUCUCGAUCCUAAUGAUUUAGAAACGACAUGGAGAUCAUGGUCUCAAACAGAGGAGACUGUUCGUGUGCUAGCGGCGCUACACAUUCAUGACUCUGAAUUCGCGACUAUUUUUCACCACGAACCAUUGUUACGACAUGAGCCAGGAAGGCUACCGCGCUGCUGCACGGAUGAGCUAUUCACCGCCUCCACAGCUGCUCAGUGGCAAACGAUGAUCAAGUCGCUACACUCUUCCUCACCUUCAACCGAGUCGCAGCAUCAUACUUCCUCUGCGGGUAUGGCUACGACCCCAAGCCCCUACUCAUUCAUGAACGCUUAUGUGCUACUUUCCGGCCACAACGCCGCAAUCCAGGAAGCACGGUGUGCAACUCUAAACGAAGCAAUGAUCGGAGACUUCCAUUGCCGUCUGACAACUUGGUACGAAGCCUACUUUCCAAGUAUCCGCUAUCCGAGUCGUGACCCCCACUGCCUCAUGGUGCUCUGGCAUGAGACAUUCAUGUCGCUAUACGUCUGUUUUGAUCUACUAGAACGCGUGAUAGGGCGCGAGGGGUCGUCGAUGAGGGACGGAGAUCUCGCACGCAUCCGCGAUUGGGUGACAAGGGUGGAGGGGCAGCGGUGUGUCAUUCACGCCAUGCUCAUCUACAAGCGUCUGCAGACGCUGCCUAUCAUUGCGGAGCCGGCUAUCCAUGUCCCAAAGGCGCUGUUUUAUGCAGGACUGGUCGUAUACUGCUAUGCCAAGUUUCGACCAGAUGAAGCUCCCCAUGGUGAUAUAGAUAUUCCCGAGCUGCGUACAAGCGACCUUGGACGCGUAUCGGUGCCAACUUCGGCAGAGCCAACCACAGCUAGCCUUCGCCAAUUCGACCCGAGCACAUUGUACAACGUUACUGACCUUCUCCGUCGCCAAGGGCACUGGGAACUAUCCCGCCGAUUUUCUUCGAUCUUAGAGGCCCUGAUUGACGACCUUGCAGAUUCAACAGUCAGGAAUCUCUGA
Messenger RNA from Trichoderma aggressivum f. europaeum, 2364 nucleotides. Its product is annotated as transcriptional regulator family: C2H2 zinc finger and Fungal Specific TF. Lineage: Eukaryota; Fungi; Ascomycota; Sordariomycetes; Hypocreales; Hypocreaceae. Bases 1 to 2364 code for a protein of 787 amino acids. Gene Ontology annotation, cellular component: chromatin. Gene Ontology annotation, biological process: DNA-templated transcription; regulation of transcription by RNA polymerase II. The record is from RefSeq and is a predicted model, not a curated record. Gene Ontology annotation, molecular function: DNA-binding transcription factor activity, RNA polymerase II-specific; RNA polymerase II cis-regulatory region sequence-specific DNA binding; zinc ion binding. The transcript has 5 exons.